Orussus abietinus is the source of this 3810-nucleotide messenger RNA. RefSeq names its product cilia- and flagella-associated protein 57 (gene tous). The transcript has 4 exons. The coding region runs from base 26 to 3685 and encodes 1219 amino acids. Gene Ontology annotation, molecular function: protein binding. The record is from RefSeq and is a predicted model, not a curated record. Lineage: Eukaryota; Metazoa; Arthropoda; Insecta; Hymenoptera; Orussidae.
CUUUGCAGGUAUUUUUUAUCUCAAAAUGGCGAUACCGGUCCUGCAGUCGAGGGUUUUCUUCGGUCUGAAGACAGACAUCUCGGGAAAUGCGCACUACAUCACCGACACCGACAUCCUGUACCCUGUCGGUAGUACACUUGCGAUUCACAAUUUCGUCCAGAGGCGACAAAGGAUAAUUCGUUUGCCCGAAAAACAUCGCGUCAACAUCAUCUCCGUUACGCCGAAUAAGAGAUACGCGGCCCUUUGCGAGAUCGGCGACAAGCCUACCAUCUCUAUCUACGACCUGCAGACCUUGAAGAGGAAGAAGUUCCUGGGGAUCCCCUACGAAGCGCCAGGAGUGACGAAGUUCAGUUGCAUCUCCUUUACCUUUGACAACAAGUACCUGGCAGCGGUGACCGGCGAGCCGGACCAGACGAUGCUCUUCUACAACUGGGAAAAGGGAAAGAUGGAGUCAAGUCUGAAGGUGGGCAAUCCUCAGAACAACAUGUCGCUGGUGAGAACGAUCCAUUGCAACCCCGGCGACGCGGGGAUCAUCGCAAUGGGUGGUCCUUACGCCUUCAAGUUCUUGACGGUCUCCGAAUCCGUGUGGCGUCCUUACGGCUUCGCCAAGGCCGACAACAUCCUGGUGAGCUCGAUGACCUGGCUGAACACCGACAGGCUCCUGGCAGGAACUCGAGACGGCAGGAUCCUCUACCUGGAGAACGGCGACCUGAAGAACAUCUACAAGAUGCAGGACAUCUCUCUGAUGAACCUGAAGAUUCGCGAGGAGUACGUGAUCCAGACGACGGCAUCCCAGUCCAGCAUGGAGGCCGGAGACGACGCAUUCUGGGAGCACGACGUCCGGGGUCUGGUGGCCUUCAACAGGGGCUUUGCAUUUGGCUUCGGAGCCGGGACCCUGGUGGUCUUUGAGCGAGACGGUCCCCACAAGUACACCAAGAGGAACGUUUACGUGGUGCCCGAACAGGCCUCCAAGCAGGAGAACCCUAAUCUGUACAGAAUCAACUGCAUCAACGCAAACUUGAGCUCGGAUCGGCUGUUGGUCACCACUGGGUGGGCCCAGCUGUUCUACGCCAAGUUAUGGGGUCCGGAUUUGAACAUGGACCCGGAGCCCCGGUCUUUAAAGAUCAUGGGCCAGAUGCUGCACCAGGGGUCCAUUUCCGGGCUGACCAUGUGCGCGUGGAAGCCCAUGUUCAUGACCUGUGGACAAGAGGACAGGUCCGUGAGAUUGUGGGACUACGAAUCGGAGAGUCUGGUCAUGCUGAAGCAGUACCUGGAGGACAUCUGCUCCAUCGCUCUGCAUCCCACGGGGUUGUUCUGCCUGGUCGGGUUCAGCGAUAAGUUGCGGUUCAUGAGCAUCCUGAUAGACAAUCUCCUCUCCAUGCAGGAGUUCCCCAUCAGGAACUGUAAGACGGUCAAGUUCAGCUUCGGCGGGCACAUGUUCGCCGCGGUUAAUGGGAAUUUGAUUCAGGUUUAUACGACCAUCGGGUUCCGGAAUCGGUUCAUCUUGAAGGGCCAUACCGGGAGGAUCCAGGGUAUCGUCUGGACCCAGACGGACACCAAGCUGGUCACCAUUGGACAGGAAGGCGCCAUUUAUGAUUGGGACAUGAGCACCGGGUCGCGGGUCGCCGAGGUCAUCCUGAAAGGAAUCGUCCUUACCGAUAUCGUCCUGACCGCCGACGCGCAAACUUAUUACUGUCUCGCCACCGACCACGCGAUCAGGGAGAUUAAGGAUGGCGUGAUACUACGUGAAUUCUCGAUACCCGGAAUGGAGUUUAAGUCCAUGAUAAUGGGGAAGGACGACCUGAUGAUGUUCAUCACGUGUCCCGGUGGGAUCAUAUUGUCGUUUAAAUGCCCUCUUCAAGACCCCUUGGAGUACUCCGACUUCCAUUACCAUUCUGCCGAUACUACGCACAUCCUCUUGUCCGAUAACGAGCAGAUCAUGAUAUCGACCUCUCGAGACGGGAGCAUGUGUUUCUGGAAAGUGCACUUCCCGGAGGGCAAGGCAGCGAUGCUGGUGAAAGAACUGCCUUACACGAACGAGGUCUUGAUCUCGAAGGGCGACCUGGAAGAGAAGAUACAAACCAUCAAGGACCUGACAACAAGGAUGAGAGAAUUGGAGACCGAGCAUGCAUACAAAAUGCGACAAACCGAGGUGCAACACAACGAUAAGAUGCGAGAGGUGCAUCAGGGAUACUGCGAGGCGAUCGAAGAGCUGAGGGACAAGAUCGACAAACUCCAGGAAGACAGGACGAACGAGCUGAACAACAUCAACGUGGAGAUCGUGAAGAUGAAGACAGGCCACGAGGAGGCGAUGCAGAGGAUGGAGGCGAGCUACGAUGCGAAAUUGAUAACGGAGUACGACAAGUACCAGGCAUUCGAGGAGAGGACCAACGCGAUGCGAGAGGAUUACGAGAGGAGACUGGAAGAGCUGGAGUUGAUGAGGAAGGAGGAGCUCCAGAAGACCGUGACAAAAUACGAGGCGCAGAUCCACGAGAAAAACGCCCAACUGGAGGACACCCACGAGGAGAUGGCUCACCAGGUUCGCGUGCACGAGCAAUUGAAGGUGCAGAUCGAAGACGACGCCGAUAGGGAAAUCGUGGAGAUAAGGACGAACUACGAGACGCUGCUCUACGAGGAGAGGCAGAACAAUCUUAAGCUGAAAGGCGAGGCAGGAGUGAUGCGCAACAAGUACGUCUCCGGGCAGAAGGAGAUGGACGAGCUGAAGAGGCAAGUCUCGCAUCUCCAGAGGGAGCAAGUCCAGUUCCAGAAGAACAUACAGGAGCUGGAGAAGAACGUCGUGGGCUUGAAGAAGGAGAUCGACGAGAGAGACGGCACUAUCCAGGACAAGGAGAAGAGGAUAUACGAGCUGAAGCGCAACAACCAGGAGCUGGAGAAGUUCAAGUUCGUCCUGGAGUACAAGAUCCGGGAGCUGAAGAAUCAGAUAGACCCUCGCGACGAGGAGAUCGGAGCCUUGAAGGAGAAGAUCCAGGACAUGGAGACGGAGCUGGUGAACUUGCACAAGACCAACGUCAGUUUGGAGCUGCAGUUGUUCGAGCUCAGGGAGAAGCUCGCGGCGGCACGUAGAGAGGUCCAAGCGGAAGUUGAGGGCAACAAGAGGAACCAGCUGCUGUUGAGGAAGAUCCGAAUCGAUCUUCUGGACACGGCGGGACUCGUGCAGGAGCCCCAUGCCCUGAAAAUUGCGGUGAUUAAUUUAUUUCACAGGUACAGCGACGACGAAGAGUUCCUGAGGAGUCGGAAGGCUGAUUUGGAUGCUCAGUGUGAGUUCAUGAGGCAGAGGGAUUACCUGGAGAGGACUGUGGCUUCCUUGAGGAAGCAGGUGUUCCGAGGCGUGUCUCCUGGUGACAAAGGCUUGGACAAGGUCCUGGAGGAAAACGUCGUGCUGAUAACGGAAUUGAACGGCUUGAGGGACGAGCUUAAACGUGCACAAAAACGCAUUAUUGACAUGGAGAAUCUUCUGGGGAUACCAGGAACAAAAGAUGUUAAAAUGGCGGAAGCUAGGAACAAACUGGCGAAAGCUUGCCAUGGCCAGGAGGAGUUGGAAAAGAUUUAUCGCACACAAAUGCAAGAAUGCCAACAUAUGGUCAUUAUGUUAAAGGAGGACAUCAAGAGACUUCUUAACAAGCUACCGCCAGAGGAGUAUAAUGUGGAUAAAAAUCUUUUAUAAUGUGCAAGUACGUACGGGUUGAUGUAUAUAUGUAAAAAUGGAGUUAUCGGAUAAUCUUUGCUAUUUAUUGUUUAUAUCGUGGGGAGGCUAAUUUGUAUCUCAAUAGUGUGAUACUUACCGAGUAA